Messenger RNA from Oryza brachyantha (malo sina), 2792 nucleotides. Its product is annotated as probable methyltransferase PMT21. The record is from RefSeq and is a predicted model, not a curated record. Gene Ontology annotation, molecular function: methyltransferase activity. Bases 466 to 2295 code for a protein of 609 amino acids. Lineage: Eukaryota; Viridiplantae; Streptophyta; Magnoliopsida; Poales; Poaceae. The transcript has 5 exons. Gene Ontology annotation, cellular component: cytoplasm; endosome; trans-Golgi network.
AUCGAUCAAUGCUACAUGGAUGCAGAGUACUAGGUGGCUGGGAGCAGCAUCCGGUCGAUUACGAUUUAAUUGUUUGUUGCUAGGUUUGAGUGGGUUUGGAUUCGGCUUGGUUUUGUUAAUUUGUUAUAAAAAGCUAGCAAUCGGCCGGCCAGCAUCCCUUGUCCUCCGCCGCUACCGUUGCUCCAAUUCUUCAAGCGCCGUAGCUAGACGCCGGCCGGGUGCCCCAGCUGCUGAUUGAUUGAUUAAUUGAUAUCUUCUUUCUAUCUACUAGCUAGCUGGACCUCUUGUCUGGAUUCUGGAGUGAUCUGAUCCCUGCCCUUGGGCCGGCUCUUCAUCCUGCCGACACAUCUACAUAUAUUAAUUCCCUUAUCUUCUUGGGCGUGCAUACUACAUUGAUCUUACACCUGAAUUCUGGUGAUUCGUUUGCCCCACGAUCGAUAAUCCAGCUACUGCAGUCGCCAAGGCAUGAAGUACAGCAAGGAAGCAAAGCCGGAGAGGGGGGCGAGCGGGCGGUCGAGAGCCGUGCCGGUGGCGCUCCUCUUCCUCCUACUCUGCGCCUUCUCCUUCUACCUCGGCGGGAUCUACAGCACCGGCCGCAGCUUGCUCGAUGUCGCCGCAAGCAAUGGCAUCAUCAGCUUCCAGCCGCCUCCUGCUGCGUCUGCCGUUGCCAUUGAAAAGGAGAGUGCUUUCCCCGUCACCACCAAGGCCGCCGUCUUCCCCGAGUGCCCCGCCGACUACCAGGACUACACCCCCUGCACGGAUCCCAAGCGGUGGCGCAAGUACGGCAACUACCGGCUGAGCUUCAUGGAGCGGCACUGCCCGCCGCCGGUGGAGCGCAAGGAGUGCCUGGUGCCGCCGCCACAGGGCUACAAGGCGCCCAUCCGGUGGCCCAAGAGCAAGGACCAGUGCUGGUACAGGAACGUCCCCUACGACUGGAUCAACAGCCAGAAGUCCAACCAGCACUGGCUGCGCAAGGAAGGCGACAGGUUCAUCUUCCCCGGCGGCGGCACCAUGUUCCCCAAUGGCGUCGGCGCCUACGCCGACCUCAUGGCGGAACUCAUCCCGGGCAUGAGGGACAGCACGGUGCGCACCGCGCUCGACACGGGAUGCGGCGUUGCCAGCUGGGGAGGCGACCUGCUAGGCCGGGACAUCCUCACGCUGUCGCUGGCGCCCAGGGACAACCACGAGGCGCAGGUGCAGUUCGCGCUCGAGCGCGGCAUCCCGGCCAUCCUCGGCAUCAUCUCCACGCAGCGCCUGCCCUUCCCGUCGGGGGCCUUCGACAUGGCGCACUGCUCCAGGUGCCUCAUCCCGUGGACGGAGUUCGGCGGCCUCUACCUGCUGGAGGUGCACCGCGUGCUCCGGCCGGGAGGGUUCUGGGCGCUGUCCGGCCCGCCCGUCAACUACGAGAACCGGUGGCACGGGUGGAACACCACCGCCGCCGCGCAGAAGGCCGACCUCGACCGCCUCAGGAGGAUGCUGGCCUCCAUGUGCUUCAAGCCCUACAGCAAGAAGGGGGACAUCGCAGUGUGGCAGAAGUCCAGCGACCCGGCAUGCUACGACAAGCUGACGCCGGUGUCCACCCCGGCCAAGUGCGACGACAGCGUCGACCCGGACGCCGCCUGGUACGUGCCCAUGCGCUCCUGCCUCACCGCGCCCAACCCGCGGUACAAGAAGCUGGCGCUGGACGCAACGCCCAAGUGGCCGCAGCGCCUCGCCGUGGCCCCCGAGCGCAUCGCCACCGUCCCCGGGAGCAGCGCCGCCGCCUUCAAGCACGACGACGGCAAGUGGAAGCUCCGGACCAAGCACUACAAGGCGCUUCUGCCGGCGCUGGGGAGCGACAAGAUCAGGAACGUGAUGGACAUGAACACGGUGUACGGAGGGUUGGCGGCCAGCCUCGUCAAGGACCCCGUCUGGGUCAUGAACGUCGUCUCCUCCUACGGGCCCAACUCGCUCGGCCUCGUCUACGACAGAGGCCUCAUCGGCACCAACCACGACUGGUGCGAGGCUUUCUCUACCUACCCCAGGACGUACGAUCUAUUGCAUCUUGAUGGUUUGUUUACUGCAGAGUCUCACAGGUGCGAGAUGAAGUUUGUACUUCUUGAGAUGGACCGUAUCCUUCGUCCGACUGGGUAUGCCAUAAUCCGCGAGAACACCUACUUCCUGGAUUCUAUAGCGACCAUCGCCAAAGGAAUGAGAUGGAACUGUGACAAGCACGACACCGAAUACAAGGCAGACAAGGAGAAGGUCCUCAUCUGCCAGAAGAAAUUUUGGUCAGGAAAGAACACCCAGCAUUGAAAACAAUAAUUAAAAAAAAACCAGUAGGAAAUACACUGGGGACCUGGUCCUGGAGGGAUCACAAGGCAUGUCAAUCCGCUCAAGGCCGGAUUUCAAGCCAUUGCUCGGCACUUCACCCUCCAGUAGACUUGAAAGCUGAUACAAAGGACAUUCCUAAUUAUUAAAUUAAAUAAUUGAGCAAUACUCAUUAUAUGUAGGUUCAAUAGUUCGUGCACUCUUCCGGUCACCACACAAUUAUUUUUUUAACAAUUAGGCGAGGUAAAGCUUGGUCAGUUAAUUGAUACCAAGAGGCAACUGUAAGUUACUUUUAUACUAUAUAUGUGUUCAUUUGUAUUAGUCAUAGCUUGUUACUAUGAUUGUAAUAAUAGGAACUGCUAUAUAUUUAUUUACAUGUUUACAGAGUAAGACACUGUUGGUUAUGUUUAUUCCUUUCCCUCGAAUCAACAAGAGUUGGCCGUGUAUUUUGCUGUUGCAAUUCAAGUACCGACCGAGUAACA